AUGCAGACCCAUUCAGAAGCAAACACUUUAUAUAUUCCUUUACAUCGAAGACAAUCAUAUCGAUUUCUUGGUAUAAUUAUCAUUCUGUUAUUGAUUUCGCUUAUCGCAAUAAUCGCUCUAUCCAGCAUCGAAAUAAAUAAAAUAAUAAAAGAUCAACAUACAGGAACAGCAAUUGAAAAUACUAGCGAUUUGUGUUUAACUCCGUAUUGUAUCAAAGCAGCAAAUUAUCUGCUCGAAAGUAUUGAUGAAACAAUCAAUCCAUGUGAAAACUUCUAUGAGUUUGCUUGUGGAAAAUACAUUAAAAAUGCCAUAAUAUCAUCGGAAAGUAGUGAACAGAGUAUUAUGUCACAAAUAUCAAAAAAAUUAAGAUAUACAGUUGCCGAUUUGUUAUCAUCAAAUAGAACAAAGAAGUCCAAAGCAAUUACUAAUGCUCGUCGUUUAUAUAGCUCUUGUAUAGACGAAGGUACUAUCGAAACGGAAGGUGUUGAUGUAAUAAUGUCAAUGAUUAAUAAAGAGCUUGGAGGAUGGCCUGUCUUGCAAGGCUCAGCCUGGAAUGAAUCAACAUUUGAUUUUGAUCGAUUGAUGCUCAAAUUAAGUCAAUACAAUAGCUACAUAUUUUAUACUGUAAGCACAGAUGUUGAUGAGAAGAAUUCAUCGAUUCGAAGUAUUCAUAUUAGACCGUCUAAACUGGCUAAAGACAAUUUUAUUCACUAUUUCAAGGGAAUAAAAGCAAUAGAGGCUUACCAGCAAUUCUUUGUAAAUUUUACUCAAUCAUUGACCAAUGAUUCUUCGACAAUCUCUAGUGAUCUUACUGCUUUAUUAGAAUUCGAGAGAGAACUUUACAAAUACUUUACGAUGCAAAACCAACUAGAUUCUCGCGAAACUGUUCGCACAACACUCGGUAAUCUUUCACAUACAAUCAAUGUUAGCUUUGAUUCUUCUAACUAUAUUCGUCGCUUGUAUCUAUUGGCUAACGUCUCUGUGAUCGAUGCCGACAUUGUAAUUGUACGUGCACCCAAACUUCUGCAUGGUAUUUCGUCAAUUAUUGAUCGGCAAACAGUACGUACCAUACAAAACUAUAUGAUAUGGCGCUUCAUGAUGGAUCGAGCUUGGUAUAUGCCAAAACGAUUUCGAAAUAUUGUACAACAAUUUACUCAGGUGUUUCAUGGCACAAGUACUGAAGAGUCACGUGCAACUACAUGUGCCAAUUAUGUCAAUAUAGUGAUGAGCUUAACGGUUUCAAAACUUUAUAUUGAAGAAUAUUUCCAUAAGGAUACUCGGAAAGAAACAAUUGAAAUGGUCAACAAUAUUCGAAAUAUUUUCAUCACGAUGGUUAAUCAAUCGACAUGGAUGGAUUCGAAAUCGAAAAUCAUAGCGAUUAAAAAAGCUCGAGCUAUUAAAGCAAAACUUGGUUAUCCUGGUUAUUUAGAGAGUGAUAAUAUGACAAAACUUGAUAAGGACUAUGCUGAGUAUAAUUUCAAUUUAUGUUAUAUGCCGAAUGUUUUGAGUGCCAUUCAACUACAUUCAAAAGCUAGUCUUCAAAUGCUUCGCUAUCCUAUCGAUAGUAAACAAUGGACUGGUAUCUCGCCCACAAAAAUCAAUGCCAUACAUAGAUUAUUAGCAAACGAGAUUUUGUUUCCAGCUGUUAUACUUCAAACACCUUUGUUCGACAGAGAUGCACCUAAAUAUCUUAACUAUGGUGGUAUUGGCUUUAUUAUGGGACAUGAGAUUGCACAUGGAUUUGGCGAUGAAGGGAAAGAAUAUGAUCUGAAUGGAAAUGAAGUUUUAUGGUGGACUAAUGCGACUGUCAAUACAUUUGACAUACGCAAAAAAUGUAUCAACGAACAAUACGACAACUAUACUUUGACUCAAAUCAAUCAUUCAAUAAACGGACGAAAAACACAAAAUGAAAAUAUCGCCGACGAUGCAGGACUCAAACAGGCGUUCUUCGCGUAUCAGCAAUGGGCUAAGACCCAUAAAAAUGUUGACAAGAAACUUCCCGGUUUAACUAAAUAUUCAGCGGAACAAAUGUUCUUUCUCAAUUUUGGUCAUAUAUGGUGUACAAAAAUUACAGACGAAUCUCUGCACUCUAAUCUAGUACUGGCUCAACAUUCCCCUGCACAAUUCAGAGCACGUGGUCCUACUUCGAAUUUCGUUGAAUUCGAUCGAGUAUUCGGCUGCAAAGCAAGUCAAGGCAAUAGUCGAGUGAACAAGUGCAACGUAUGGUAG
Molecule: messenger RNA, 2229 nt
Organism: Adineta steineri
Lineage: Eukaryota; Metazoa; Rotifera; Eurotatoria; Adinetida; Adinetidae
Source: the annotation of a GenBank genome assembly